UGCCACCACAGUCCUUGCCUGCUCGCCCUCCGGCUAGCUUGCUCGCUUCCCCUCGUCCAGAGAGAGAGGUCAACAGCAUCCUGGAGCCGCCGUGUCACUCCCUGACAGCCAUGAACUGCAGCGAGAGUCAAAGGCUGCAAGCCCUCUUGAGCCGCCUGCUACUCGAGCUGCACCAUCGGGGCAAUGCCAGCGGCCUGGGAGCGGGCCCCGGCCCGAGCAUGGGCAUGGGGGUCGUGCCUGAUCCUUUCGUGAGCCGCGAGGUGACAAGCGCCAAUGGUGACGACACCUAUCUCUACAUCCUGCUCAUUAUGAUCUUCUAUGCCUGCCUAGCCGGAGGCCUCAUCCUGGCCUACACCCGCUCCCGCAAGCUCGUGGAGGCCAAGGAGGAGCCAUCCCAGGCUUGUGCCACUCAGCAGGAAUGGUCCCCCGUGUCUGCAGACGCUGAGACUGCCGUUGGCUCCCUGGCUGAUGGCAGCUGCCAAUGCAUCCCUGCAGCUCUUCCAGCUCUAGCUCAGGGCGCCGAGCGGGUCUAGAUCCAUCGCCCCAGCUUGCUCUUCGCACUUGCACGCUCUUCAUCUUGCUUAUGCACGGGCCCAGCUCCUGCCCUUUACAGCCCCGGGCUCGCCUCCCCCCAAUGCCCAGACAGUGAUGAGAAGACCUGGUCUGAAAGGCUCUAGGAGAAGCACCGCCUUCUUCACACCUGGCCAUGCUUUUCCCUCCUCUCCUCCCAUGCCUCCAGCCCCACCCAGCACAGUCAACUGAACUAAACCUGCUCUCAUCUUUCCCAAACAGCACUGACACCGCGCUCCAGUCUACUGGGACUGAACACACACGUCCAUCGCUUGGCAUUGAAUCGAAGCAAUGAAGUCUAGCAGAACUCUGGGCCUUCUAACUGGCCGCGAUACCACAGGUUGUCCAGGACUGUUCACAUUCUGUAGCGCCAAUGGGCUUGCCAUCACUGGCUUCCUAUUGCUUUAGGGACAAAGACAAAGAAAAUGAUAUGUCCUCAGACAUCUUGUCCCUUCUUUUCUCUUCAGCAGGGAGCUAGGGAGACACUUAGGACCACUUUGUAGGAUAGAUUGGAGAGUAAAAUGUUGAGGGGUGGUGCUCAAUGGGAGGGGAAGCUAUGGCCCCAGAGGUAUGUCUGUGUGUGUGUGUGUGUGUGUGUGUGUGUGUGUGUGUGUGUUUGUCUCCUCUGUUGACAUACCAAAGAUAACUUGUCUGGGUAUUAGCAUGUUGGGCACCUGGCCUGGGGAAACUAUGAGUAUAAUUGCUUCACCCAGUACUUGCAAAUGCUUCCUGUUUAUUGAUUCAGUUAUGAUUACAGUGUGUGCUUCAUCUAUGGAGCAUGGA
This is a messenger RNA of Jaculus jaculus (lesser Egyptian jerboa), 1353 nucleotides long. It is a transcript of the gene Kcne5, whose product is annotated as potassium voltage-gated channel subfamily E regulatory subunit 5. Lineage: Eukaryota; Metazoa; Chordata; Mammalia; Rodentia; Dipodidae. Gene Ontology annotation, biological process: membrane repolarization during action potential; regulation of ventricular cardiac muscle cell membrane repolarization; negative regulation of delayed rectifier potassium channel activity. Gene Ontology annotation, molecular function: transmembrane transporter binding; voltage-gated potassium channel activity involved in ventricular cardiac muscle cell action potential repolarization; potassium channel regulator activity. The transcript has a single exon. Gene Ontology annotation, cellular component: membrane. Bases 111 to 533 code for a protein of 140 amino acids. The record is from RefSeq and is a predicted model, not a curated record.